AAAAUUAGACACCAAGUAACGAUAUGCAAAUGCCAAUUUUACGAAUUGAAUGACAACUUCUAUACCCAUAUAAAAAAAGCCCUUCUAUUCUUUUUUUUAAAAAAAACUAAAUUUCAUAAUUUUUAAUUUGCAUUUAACUAAAUUUCAUAAUAGUCUUCAAGUUUUUUUCAUUUGUAAAAAUCUAAGUACAAAUUUUCAUAGUACAACUCAUUAUAAAUCUUUAUGUGUUUUGGGCAAACUUAGAUUUGGGUGUAUAUCAAGACUAUUAGCAAAAAAAAAAAAGGCUUAUUAUACAUGAAUAUAGAGCCAUAAAGGUGGCCACGGUCCGUUCCGGGUCGAUUCAGGCAACCAUGGGUCGGUUAGUUGUCUGGUUCGGGUUCAUGGCUAGCAAAUGUUAAACCCUGAACCCGUUACAAUGCGGUUCAAUGAACGGGCUGGUUCGGUUGGAUUCAGGGCCAGAGCAACGGUUCAAAGCUUCCCCUUCUCUCUCUCACUCUCUCCUUAGGAAAACAGGUUGUUCAAAGGGCGGGAAUUCAAACCGCGGUUCCAUGGCGGUUCGGUUCGAUUCUCUUCCUCCACCACUCGACCCACUCUAGCCAUAUCUUUUGGAUUGUUCUGGGACGCUUCUGAACCGGUGUUGGCAUGGUCCAGACCGAGUUAAUCUGUUGAUGGGCUGGGUCCAAUUGGGUCUGCCCAAUGGCCAGUUGGCCACCUCUACAUGCAUGUAAUUGGUAAUGUAAAUGUCAAUAUAUAACUUACUCUGAGUCAUUAACUGUUAAACUCAACUUUAACACCUUUCUUUACUUUCUAAAAGUCCUAAUUUGGUGGCAUUCAUUAUUCAUCUAAGUUGUUUUAAAAGUUAGGUCCUAUUUUUUAGGAGUUAUUUUCAGUUUGUUUAAGUUCAAUUUUAAUUGAGUUUAGCUUAGUUUGCACUUCAAUUUCUCCAAAUUAAACUCAACUUCGUUUCAAUUGUACUUGGUGAAAUUUACCCAAAAAUCUCAAGUAAUCCUAUCAUUCCGUAUUUCCGUUUCAUAUGCGAAGUAGAUUUAUUAAAAAAAAAAAGAGAAGAAAGAAAGGCUAUGCAUAUGAAUAUAUGAUGGUGGAUUGGUGGUAGUCUGAGAUUUCUUCAGAAGAGUGUGAUCAUUCAUAGAAGAGCAAACGCUUUCGCCGACUGAAUACACAAUUUUUUUCAUCCUCUGCCAUCAAGGUGAUGGAGCCCCUCCCUGAUUUCAAGGAGCCUGCAAAUGUGGAAAGAGUACAAAACGAUGAUGAACUGGAAAGUUUUAAGCGUUGUAUGAAUGAGGCAUCGCAUCAAGUAACUGAGUUAGAGCAACAAAUACAAGAGAUUGAACAGUUCUACUCCAGCAAUUGUAAAAAUAAACUUAUAGACGUUAAAAACAAUUCAGUGAGGAUAAAAGAUAAAGGCCGACCUGCUACGCGCAGCCAAAAUCAGCAAGAUGGCAAAGCUGCUUCUAAGAGAAUGGACGACCUUGUGAACCAGUUUGACACAAUCUUGAAUAAGGAUAAAAUAAGAGAAGAAGAGAGAGGUUUGAAGCAGGCUUAUCAUGCUCAGAUGGCAAAGGAAGUAAGCAACAAGCUUUACAAGGUUGAUGUGUAUCUAAAAGAACUUAGAAAAGUUGUGCUCCGAAGGUGCAGGAGAAUGUCAACGCCGGAGAAAAAAGAACUAGGAAGAGCUCUGACAAAGCUAUCUGCAAAGGAUCUAAAGAAAGCUCUGGAGAUUGUUGCUGAAGGAAAUCCAAAUUUCCAAGCAAUUGCAGAAGAGGUGGACCUUGACCUAGAUGCUCAGAGCGAAUCUACUCUAUGGAGGUUGAAGUACUUUGUUUUUGAGAUAUUGCAAGUUCAAGGACGAGAUGAAGAUCGAGGCAAGCAAUCAGCGAGCACUGGUGGUGACAAGAAUGACGAGAAGAAGGAUGAUACGGCUGCAAACACUUCAAAGCAUUGGAAGUCCAACUGCAAGCGAAAAAGAGGGUCUCUAGAUGCCUUGUGAGACCAGUUGUGAAGGCAAAGAUGAGGAAGGUUGGCUCAAUCAUGUAAAUGGAAUGAUAGUUAUUAAUAAAGUUGGAUCGUUUUGAUGAGAUGUGGCAGUGGUAUGAUUUGAGAAUGCAUAGAAUAUAGAUGGAAUUCCGUCCUUCCACAAUGGUAAACAUGAACUACUAUUUACUAACAAUUAGUUUUUAGGUCUAUAUAGGUAAUUAUAAUUUUCAUUUAGUACUUCAUAAAUAUAACACCAAUGUAUAAGCUUGAGGUUAUGGGAUAAAAUUUGUAAUAUGUGUUUUCAAUUUUUUUUUUUAUUAUAUGUGUUUAUAUAAAGUAAAAGCGCCACGUGGCAUAGUUCAUUGCUUAGGAACACCUUUUAAUAUAUUAGUAUAGAUAUGUUGUCAAAGUUACACAAAUGCCAACAAUACAAACUAAUUCCUUAACUACUAAAACAAAUGUAACUUUACACAUACUUACUAUAACAAUUGAUACAUAUAAACUUAAUUUGGAGGCUCUCAUUUUCUCGAAUGUUGGCCGUAAAGGAAGCACAAUAAAGAGAGAAAAGAUAUUUUCUGUUUUGAUACUGUCUGCUGACUCUUGGAUAUGGUUGAAAUGAUGUGUUUUCCUUGUUUCAGUAUGGGAAGUAUCAUUGUGUAGUGUUAUCAUUAAUGAUAUGAUAUGAUAUAGAUGGAGGACAUAGUAGUUGCACAGAGAACAUAUGAGCAGGAAAUAAUGGGUAAUAAACAUUUAUGUAUGAAUGCAAAGAUACCUGUAAUUGGUAAACGUCCCAUAAAGAAGAAAGAAAGAGAGUACAGAUGGUGCAUUGACGACGUAGUAGUUUUGGUAAAAAGAAAGAAGAGGGUGGCGUUCAUAUGUGGUGGCUGGGUACGGAAAAGGAUAAAAGAUGCAGGAUAAGAAGAAUAAGAAUAAGAAUAAGCACUAUUCAAAAAAAAAAAAAAAAAAGAAUAAGAAUAAGCAGAUGAAUUUGGAACAAGGAAGACAUCAUACAGUUGGACUGAGUCAGAAUAGGAGUUAAUUCUCUCUAGUGAGCACUGUGUACUUGUAUUUGUAGUACUCUCUACCUUGCAUGGUGCAGCCUGGAGGGUGCGGACCAACUGCCGACGAAAGGAAUUAA
This is a messenger RNA of Beta vulgaris subsp. vulgaris (sugar beet), 3133 nucleotides long. RefSeq names its product transcription factor GTE1-like. Bases 1211 to 2008 code for a protein of 265 amino acids. The record is from RefSeq and is a predicted model, not a curated record. Lineage: Eukaryota; Viridiplantae; Streptophyta; Magnoliopsida; Caryophyllales; Amaranthaceae. The transcript is spliced from 8 exons.